GAGAAUGCCUAUAACAAUGACGAAACAGGGGUCAUGCUGUCCAGAUUAGGCUCAUUUACGGUCCUCGUAGGUAAGGAUAAUAUACGAGACUACAGAGGUGCCGGUCUAAAAAGGACAACGGUAACUUCCAUUGAAUGUGUUUCGGCAAGCGGCGAGUAUCUAAACCCAAUAGUUAGGUAUCAAGCCAGCCUCUACUUAUCGGAGCUUAUUCCCUUU
Bipolaris maydis ATCC 48331 is the source of this 216-nucleotide messenger RNA. NCBI's taxonomy places the organism in Eukaryota, Fungi, Ascomycota, Dothideomycetes, Pleosporales, Pleosporaceae. The record is from RefSeq and is a predicted model, not a curated record.